AUGACUCAACCAAGAACAUCAUCUGUAGAGUUAACAUCUACCGUGUGCGACUCAUGCAGGGAACGCAAGCAGAAAUGCGAUAAACGAUGGCCAACAUGUUCUCGGUGUGAGCGGCUUCUUCUCAAAUGUUGCUACGCAGUUCCAACCACAGCUAGAGGACCUUGGAUUCCACCUGACGAAGGCUUGCUUUUCCAAUCCUUGACCACCCCUGAACAUGCAUUAGCACAGGACUUAAACCGCGUACCUGAUUGGAGCAUGUCAAGUCUCUCGCAUAUUGCUAGUCUAGUCAGCAAGCAUAGACGACAGAUCGAGAUUUUAGCGCAGGAAUUUCUGAUGUCUUGUCAGAAAUGGUUCCCAAUUGUCCAUCGGGACACAUUUGCGAAUCGAUAUCAUCCAGCCCUCUCUCAUGGAGCUAGAGACUCCAACACGUUGCUGUUAGCCAUGGGACUAGUGACACGGCCAUUCGUGGACAAGCUCCGGGAACCAAUAUAUAAUGCCACAAAAAGGCUGUUCUGGGAUCCAGAAGCUAUGGCAUCGCCGACUCUUCACCUCAUACAAGCCGGUCUACUACUCUCUGUACACGAAUAUGGACAAGGUCUCCUCAAUGCAUCGUAUCUGACCAUAUCUGUCUGCAUAAGUAUGGCCUAUGUUGUUGGAAUUCGCCCAACGCAGAGCCCGCCCCCAUUUCCAGUGUCAGGCUCGUGGAGCCCUUCCGAGGCAGGGUUGCGAACGUGGUGGGCCAUUGCCAUUCAUGAGAGAAUGAUCAGCUUGAAAAGCGGAUUUCCCACCAGGCCUCUCCAACUAUGCAACAUGGACAUACUUGACAAUAGAGAUAUUGACAGCGAAGUGCAAGAGAUUAUAAGGAAUGUCGUCUCCAACCCACUUUAUGAUCACUUUGUCCUUCAAACGAGAGCGGCUAUUUGGCUCGAUGUGGUUCUUGAGCUCGUGCAAAGCUCUAGCACAAUGAGUCCAGAGGGUCGACUCCACUUUCAACUAGUUGAUCGAAGCCUGCUCGUGUUUUUGCAGUCACUGGUACAUCUGGGUCUAGGAUACUGCUGCGAAGCAAUUGCAAUCAGCUUGAGCGCAUUUGUCCACCUCCACAAAUGGCGUCUCACAUCCCCCAGUCCUGCCUUCAGCCAACAGGAACGAUUCGAGUCAUCCACUGCUAUCAAAACAAUCCUCACGGUUUUGUCGGAUCUUGCUCUUGACCGUCUCCGAGAUGGAUCCCCAGAGGAAAACGAGUAUUUAUAUACGGAACAGUUUCCAUAUUUUAUUCACAUGGCCUAUCAGGUCAUGGUUGAGAUACUGAGGGUUCGGCGAAUAUCACAGAUAUCCUCUAACACCUUUGAAGCCCAAAAAAGCAUGAUCUGGAGGAUUCUGCAGACACAGUCUACUAGGUGGAAAAUCGCCGGUUUGUUCUUCCGCCCUAUUUACCUGCUGCCGCCAGGAUCUCCACGCAUUCUAACCUAUCUAGGUGACUAUUUGACCGAACUGCAUGGGAUGCUGUAG
Molecule: messenger RNA, 1509 nt
Organism: Aspergillus affinis
Lineage: Eukaryota; Fungi; Ascomycota; Eurotiomycetes; Eurotiales; Aspergillaceae
Exons: 4
Coding region: 1-1509 (502 amino acids)
Biological process (GO): regulation of DNA-templated transcription; DNA-templated transcription
Cellular component (GO): nucleus
Molecular function (GO): DNA-binding transcription factor activity, RNA polymerase II-specific; DNA binding; zinc ion binding
Source: RefSeq, a predicted model, not a curated record